AUGUUAAAAAAUUCGUCAGAUUUUCUUGGAGUCAAUUACUAUACUUCUCGCUACGCUGCUCAUAUUCCUCGACCAGCAAAGCCUCGGUUCAAGACUGAUAAUCAAGUCGAAUUGAGAGCGAGGAACCACAGUGGCCACAUUAUUGGACCUGGAUUUGGCUUGCUUAAACUCGACACUGACUCUAAGAAAGCUGGCGGUUCAAGCGGUGAUCUAUGGGAUAUAGAGGCAGAGAAACAAUCUCCUGCACAACCAGAUAUCACUACCACCGGAAAUCAUCUUCAGAGAUAUUGA
This is a messenger RNA of Microthlaspi erraticum, 291 nucleotides long. Lineage: Eukaryota; Viridiplantae; Streptophyta; Magnoliopsida; Brassicales; Brassicaceae. The record is from the annotation of a GenBank genome assembly.